Hylaeus anthracinus is the source of this 1351-nucleotide messenger RNA. It is a transcript of the gene Fancl, whose product is annotated as E3 ubiquitin-protein ligase FANCL. Gene Ontology annotation, cellular component: Fanconi anaemia nuclear complex; nucleus. The transcript has 6 exons. Gene Ontology annotation, molecular function: ubiquitin protein ligase activity. NCBI's taxonomy places the organism in Eukaryota, Metazoa, Arthropoda, Insecta, Hymenoptera, Colletidae. Gene Ontology annotation, biological process: protein monoubiquitination; interstrand cross-link repair. The record is from RefSeq and is a predicted model, not a curated record. Bases 136 to 1308 code for a protein of 390 amino acids.
GAGCGAAUAUGUAAAUAAUGGUCAAAAGACUGUCGAGCAUUGUCAAAUUUUGUUUUCAUUGUAAUUUUAUUGUUAUCAGUGCUUGUAUUUUACAACUUGUGCAUAUAAUGGUAAAGAUUUAAUUUAUCAAUUACGAUGGUCGUUGAUGAAUAUGAAAUUAUCGUGCAAAGUUAUCCAGAAAUGAUACUAAUUUCUGAAUCUCCAGUUACAUGGCAAGGUUUUUUAACAGUUUCGUGUCGAUCUAAUUCAGGACGAAAUACUCGAGUAAAAUUGAAACUAAUCGUACCGAAUUAUCCAUCGUUACACGAUGCAGACAUUAAUUUUGGUAAAGAAAUCACACUCAUACGUAAUAUAGAGUUUAGUCAGAAGGUGAAAAAUUUGAUGGAAAACAUAACAAAAGUGUCUUCAUUUUUAAGGCAAUUACAAUCACUUAUAAGUAGUUUUAUGAACAUUGCUCGCCUUGAAGAUGACACAUAUGAAGUAACAGAUAAUGAAGCAGUGGAAGUAAUGCAAGAAUUAAAAGAUGCGCUUAAGGCUCCACCAGGGGUUAAAUUAUUAUCUGAUAGCAAUUUAAAUACAAUUCAAUUAUCAUUGAAAAAUGUGUCUUUAAAAUUACAAAGAACAAAGCAUAGACCAAAUCCCUGGAAAGUUAUCUAUUCAGAUUUGCCUGAAAUAUCUGCCUUUGGACCCUUUGAAAGGAAUUUGUCAACAUUAAUUAUUGCAAAGAAUAAAUUCAAGUUACAAGUGGAGAUACUUGAAAAUACAUGGUCAAAUUUGAGACUGAUCGAUGAAAAGUGUUGGGUGUUGGAUCCACUAAAACCAACAUUUUCCCAUCUUUAUCGCCGAAUUUACUUAACACCAUCUUUAUCAAUGUUUAUUCAAGUGGAUCCCUUGAAUCCUAUGGACUUGCCAGAAAUUAAAUUUAUGGGUACCGACAUCGAAAUUAAAUUGCAAAUGGACCUUCUUUCAAAGAAUAUACAUUAUUGGAGUCCAAAACGUAAUAUAGUAGACAAUCUAAUGAUGUUGUUACAUAUAGAUACAUUUCCCCCAAAAAAAGAAAAAGUAUGCAUAGAAGAUAAAAAUGCUAUUGUGACUGAUGAAGAAUGUUGUAUUUGUUUCUCUAUGAAAUUAGACGAUGAAACUCUACCUGACAAAAUAUGCAGUAAUCCACAAUGUAGGAGACAUUUUCAUACACCUUGUCUAUUACAAUGGUUGCAAGCUGUUGCUAGUAAUCAUAUUGUGUUUGGUCACAUUCAUGGUGCUUGUCCACACUGUCAAGAAAGUAUAUCGUGUUGCAUUAACUCGUGAAUUUAUUUAAAUUUUAUUUCAGAUAAGUUACACCGAUUUUAUU